Linum trigynum is the source of this 4359-nucleotide messenger RNA. The record is from the annotation of a GenBank genome assembly. Lineage: Eukaryota; Viridiplantae; Streptophyta; Magnoliopsida; Malpighiales; Linaceae.
AUGGGGAUGUACCCUUUAUCAGUGCUUGUGUACCUCUUAUGGUGCAUGUUUCUAUGGCUAUUCCAAACACGACUUUGCGUUCUCAGUUCAAUGGAGUGUGGUGGUGGAGGGUAUUGGUUAGGAAACUGUCUGCAAGACUCGGAAUCAAGUUUGAGCAACAGCUCCUCCACGAGUUUUACUUCCAGCAAGGCUGAAAUAGCUGAAUUUUCUUCCUCAAUGAAGGAUUCUGUAUCCUGUGAAGAUCUGGGAGGAGUUGGAUCUUUUAAUACCACCUGCUUGCUACACUCUAAUGUGACUUUAGAAUCUGACCUCUAUGUUUAUGGCACAGGCAACCUUGGGGUACUUGCUCAUGUUUCGGUUCUGUGCCCUAGUGAAGGUUGUGUGAUUGCUUUCAAUAUGACUGGCACAGUUAACAUUGGGCAAUAUGCAGUGAUUAGUGCUGGAUCAGUUUUCCUUUCUGCUGCUAACUUGACCAUGGAAGAUAAUUCUUUCAUAAACACAACAGCAUUAGGGGGUUUGCCACCUUCUCAAACUAGUGGUACGCCAGUAGGGUUUGAUGGAGCUGGUGGAGGACAUGGUGGUAGAGGUGCUUCCUGUUUGAAAAAGAAAGACACAAGUAAUUGGGGUGGUGAUGUUUAUGGAUGGUCAUCAUUGGAUAGACCGUCGAGCUAUGGAAGUAAGGGUGGGGGUACCUCCUCCAAGAAAAAGUUUGGUGGGAAUGGCGGAGGACGUGUCAUGCUACAAGUGGAAGAGAUAUUUUACUUGAACGGAUCCGUUGUUGCAGAGGGUGGGGAUGGAGGCGUGGAUGGCGGAGGUGGAUCUGGUGGGAGUAUCUUUGUGCUUGCUGUAAAGCUGAAGGGAUAUGGAUUUAUAAGUGCAGCAGGUGGGAUGGGGCGUGGUGGAGGUGGUGGUGGAAGAGUUUCUUUGGAUUGUUACAGCAUACAAGAAAACGUGAAGGUUACUGUACAUGGUGGUUCCAGUAUAGGAUGUCCUGAGAAUGCUGGAGCAGCUGGUACAUAUUUUAAUGCCGAUUUGCUGAGUUUGAGGGUUGGAAAUGACAAUAUGACUACAGAAACGGAGACCCCUUUGCUAGUUUUUCCUACCGCUCCUCUAUGGUCAAAUGUUGUUGUGGAGAACAAUGCAAAAGUUUUAGUGCCCCUGCUAUGGAGUAGAGUUCAGGUUAGAGGCCAAAUAAGUUCGUACUGUGGAGGGAGCAUUGUGUUUGGAUUGGCUAAAUAUCCCGUGUCUGAAUUCGAGCUCGUGGCCGAAGAGCUUUUAAUGAGUAAUUCUGUUAUAAAGGUUUUUGGUGCAUUUAGAGUUGCUGUGAAAGUGUUGCUUAUGUGGAACUCCUCCAUUGAAAUUGACGGGCGUGGAAACACUGUUGUUACUGCUUCCAUCCUCGAAGUCAGAAAUCUGAUUGUUCUCAGGGCAAGUUCCGUCAUUAGUUCCAAUGCAAACUUGGGGGUCUAUGGUCAAGGACUAUUGAGGCUGACAGGCCAGGGUGAUGCAAUCAAAGGCCAACGACUUUCAUUGUCUCUAUUCUACAACAUAACUGUUGGUCCAGGUUCCCUACUUCAAGCUCCAUGGGGUGAUGAUGCCAGCAGAAGUUUGGUUACCAAGUCAAUGUGUGAGAGAGAGAUAUGCCCUGCAGAUAUCAUUGUUCCUCCAGAUGACUGCCAUGUCAAUUAUACAUUGUCCUUUUCACUUCAAAUCUGUCGUGUUGAAGACCUCCUUGUGAAUGGUAUUGUAAAAGGUAGUAUUAUCCACAUCCAUCGGGCAAGAACUAUCAUUAUUGAUACUGAAGGCUCUAUCACUGCAUCUGAAUUAGGGUGCAGUACGGGUAUUGGAAAAGGGGAGUACAUUAACAGAGCUGGCAGUGGUGCUGGGCAUGGUGGGCAAGGAGGUUCUGGAUAUUACAAUGGAAUAUUGAUCGAUGGUGGCAAUGCAUAUGGUAAUGCUGAUCUUCCUUGUGAGCUAGGGAGUGGAACUGAAGGUCCUAACCAGUCUUAUAGGAAUAUCAUUGGAGGAGGAAUGAUUGUCAUGGGCUCUACUCAUUGGCCGUUGUUAAGGCUCGAUCUGUAUGGGUCUUUAAGUGCUGAUGGCCAGAGUCCUCAUGACGUGUUAAUAGAGAAGAAUGAUUCUUUUAUUGGUGGACUUGGCGGUGGCUCUGGCGGCACCAUCCUUCUUUUCCUUCAGAUGCUAAUGCUUUCAGAGACUUCCAAUUUGUCUGCUGUUGGUGGCAAUGGUGGCUCUCUUGGUGGUGGAGGAGGUGGAGGCGGGAGAGUUCAUUUUCAUUGGGCUAACUUUGAAUCUGGGGAAGAAUAUGUUCCAGUAGCAAGCAUCAAUGGUACCAUUAAUAGUAGUGGUGGUGCUGGGGAUGAUGGUGGCCUUUUUGGUGAAGGUGGCACAGUCACAGGCAGAAGUUGCCCCAAAGGUCUCUAUGGUACAUUUUGUGAGGAAUGUCCUGUUGGCACCUUCAAAGUUGAGGAGGGCUCAGAGGAAAGUCUUUGUAUUCCUUGCUCUCUCAGGGUUCCUCCUGGACGUGCAUAUUUUGUAUAUGUGAGAGGAGGAGUUACUAAUACCUCAUGCCCAUACAAAUGCAUAUCUGACAAAUAUAGGAUGCCAAAUUGUUAUACCCCGCUUGAAGAGCUUAUGUAUGCAUUUGGAGGCCCUUUGCUGUUUGUCUUUGUUCUGUCUUGCCUGGUGGUGCUUAUAGCUCUAUUUUUUAAUACCUUAAGAAUUAAAUAUGUUCGGUCAAGUUCGUAUGGUCCAAAGUCAGUUGCCCAUCAAAGUCAUCAUCACUUGCCGCAUCUACUAUCUCUCUCUGAGGUGCGGGGAACUAGAGCUGAAGAAACUCAGAGUCACGUUUAUAGAAUGUACUUUAUGGGUCCCAAUACUUUCAGGGAACCUUGGCAUCUUCCCUACUCUCCUCCCGAUGCUAUAAUUAGUAUAGUGUACGAGGAUGCUUUCAAUAGAUUUAUUGAUGAGAUAAACUCUGUUGCUGCAUAUGAUUGGUGGGAAGGGUCGGUACACAGCAUACUUUCUGUGCUUGCCUAUCCUUGUGCCUGGUCAUGGAAACAAUGGCGGCGUAAAGUAAAAGUUCAUCGGCUUCAGGAAUAUGUCAAGUCUGAAUAUGAUCACUCAUGUCUCCGUUCUUGCCGAUCACGAGCCUUGUACAAAGGAAUGAAGGUUGGAGCAACUCCAGACUUGAUGGUUGCCUACAUUGAUUUUUUCCUCGGCGGGGACGAGAAACGUUUCGACAUUGUAUCUACUAUUAAAAAGAGGUUCCCCAUGUGUAUAUUGUUUGGUGGGCAUGGAAGCUAUAUGUCACCCUAUAAUCUUUGCAGCGACACGUUGAUAACCAAUCUUCUUGGUCAGCACAUCCCUGCAAGUGUCUGGCAUCGUUUGGUGGCUGGCUUAAAUGCUCAGUUGAGGACUGUGAGGAAUGGAUCUAUCCGCACCACGCUAAUUCCUGUUAUUGAUUGGAUAAGGAGCCAUGCAAAUCCACAAAUUGAAUUCCACGGAGCCAAAGUAGAGCUUGGAUGGUUUCAAGCUACAGCCUCUCAUUACUAUCAGCUGGGGAUAUUGGUAGUUACCGGUGAAUAUGCGUUCCAGAGUACAUGGGAGGCAGACAAGUCUGAUAGAAUGGACGUUAAAAAACCAAGGGAGAGUGCCUCAUGUUCAAGCAGGCAUCUUCAGCAGCCACUGAAUGAGUUGCCAAGCAUAAAUCAAGCUUCAUCUCGUAAGAAGCUGACUGGAGGAAUUAAUGGAGGUGUUAUUAAUGAGGUUACAUUGAAAUCUUUGGAUUAUAGAAGGGACUUCCUCUUCCCGCUCUCUCUCUUAUUGCAUAAUACAAGACCUGUUGGUCGUCAGGACACUGUUCAGCUUUUCAUUAUGAUCCUGCUUCUGGCCGAUCUUUGUGUCACUCUUCUAACAUUGCUUCAGUUCUAUUGGAUUUCUUUGGGAGCCUUCCUUGCCGUGCUGCUGAUACUUCCUCUGUCCUUGCUUUCUCCAUUCCCAGCCGGUGUGAAUGCCUUAUUCAGCAGAGAGCCUAGAAGAGCUUCACUUGCUCGCAUAUAUGCACUGUGGAAUGCUACAUCUUUAUCUAAUCUUGUUGUAGCUUUUAUCUGUGGCAUCAUCCAUUAUGAUCUUUAUUUCUGGAAGUCGGUUGACGAGGGAAACACAUGGAACAUUGGGAGGGAGGACGAUGGAUGGUGGCUUUUGCCAACGGUCCUUGCGCUAAUGAAGUCGAUUCAAGCUCGUAUUGUGGAUCUCCACAUUGCUAAUCUUGAGAUUGAGGAUUUCUCUCUCUUCUGUCCAGAUCCUGACGCUUUCUGGGCAUAUGAAUCUGGUCCUUGA